UACGGCGAUGAACAAGAUGAAGGCGACCGGACUACAGUUUGUUGUGAUUUUCACGAUUCUUUGUCAAAUAGCUGCAAAACCAACGGACAACAAGGAGGAUACGAUUCCAGGAUCUAAAGCCCCCAGCAUUCCAAAGAGUGACAUCAUUUUCGUUCUUGACGCGUCAUCGAGUGUCACAAUCGAAAGGUUUGAUGCGAUGCGGAGCUUCAUCGGGGCCAUCAUGACCAAUGAGAUCGAGAAGUUGGGGUCAGACCAAACACAGGUCGGUUUGGUGAUGUUCUCAACCGAUGUGGUCAAAAAUGUCCCCUUAAACAAGUAUACCAAGAUCGAGGGGUUCAAUGAGGAACUUAGUGGGCUUACCUAUGUCAGGGGAGAGACGAAUCUCGGCAAGGCUCUCAGGUUUGUUCGCACGAAGGCACUCCAAUCUGGCAACGGAUAUCGGCCGAGCGUACCCCACGUUGCGGUCAUCGUGACGGACGGUUGGGUCUCGGAUAUCCCCCUUGCAAAAGAUGAAAUAAAGCGACUCAGGGAUAGGGGAGUUUAUGUCAUAGUAGUGGGGAUCGGUCAGUAUGUUGACAGAGGCGGCCUGAGGAGCCUGGGCAUCAAUUCUGUGCGGGCGGAAUCGUGGACGGGCCUCGUGGAAGCGCUCCCGGAUUUGAGAAAGAAAGCGGCACACAGCGAUAGUAAGAAGAUUAACCGUUGUGGACAUGACUUUAAAGCAAAUGUCAUAUUCGUUGUUGAUAGUUCUCACAGCAUCGGUGAGGCAAACUUCAAAACCCUCAAGACCUUCCUUUUAAAUGUUGUCCGGGCAUUCAAAGUCAUUGGAAAGAAUGGAGUGCAGGUAGGAAUGGUCCAGUAUUCUUCAUACGAUAAAACGAAGGUUUUGUUCAACCUGGACACGUACAAUGACCGUAAAAGUUUGGAAUCGGCCAUCGGUAAGCUCAGAUGGACUAAGGGAGGGACCAAGACGGGCUACGCGAUGCGCUUGGCGGAGAAGUCGGUGGCUCAGCAGGCGUCCAGGAAGGACGUUCAUGACAACUUCAUUGUCGUAACGGAUGGAAAGGCAAAUGAUAGAGUUGAGUUUGCCGCGGCGCGUCUGCACAAAGCGAACUACACAGUGUUGGCGGUCGGUAUCGGCAAGUCUGUGGAUGGCGAGGAACUGAGAGCAAUCGCGAGUGAACCAAAAGAAGUGCACGUUUUCCGCCCUGGUGACUUCAGUCAACUGCCGUGGUACUUGAGUUACAUCAUCACCGAGGUUUGCCGCCCGGUGGAUGUGGUGAGCAAGCAACAGAAAACGGAGAAUAUCGAGGUUGGGAAAGACUCAGAAAGGAAAUAGGGCUCAAAGGAAGCGGAGUCGGGUUGACCACAGGCGAAUGUAAGCCUACAUCAGUUAGCAUUCCUAACGUAGUAAAUCUUUUCUCGUCGCUAGGUACACUACCAGACAACUACAAUGUUUUACGAAACAACUCUUUUGAGGUGGUACAAUUUAUUACCCACAUUUACUGCAGUUUUCACUUGAUAUCAGGCAUGGA
Lineus longissimus is the source of this 1532-nucleotide messenger RNA. RefSeq names its product collagen alpha-1(XII) chain-like. The transcript is spliced from 8 exons. The record is from RefSeq and is a predicted model, not a curated record. Bases 8 to 1336 code for a protein of 442 amino acids. Lineage: Eukaryota; Metazoa; Nemertea; Pilidiophora; Heteronemertea; Lineidae.